Symbiodinium sp. CCMP2456 is the source of this 1881-nucleotide messenger RNA. The record is from the annotation of a GenBank genome assembly. Lineage: Eukaryota; Dinophyceae; Suessiales; Symbiodiniaceae.
AUGCCAGAUGCUGCAGGCACGCAUCGUCUCCUGCAAGGCCUACCACAAGCGGAAAGGCAUGCCUUCAUUGCAACUCUUUCACCACAGAGCCGCUCCAAUCUUAUGGCUUACAUUGCCGCCCUGGAGCGCGACCUGGCGCAGAUGAAACAAGCGUUCUCUUCUGAAGAGCUGGCAGGUGGCGUCCAACGAACCGGUGUCCAGGCCAUCAGCGAAGAUGGCUGCAGCGACGUUGGAUCUUCCAGCUCGGAUUCAUUGAUGGAUGGCCCGAGCGGCUGUGCUGCAGAACUUCAGGACGAGCUGCACGUGCUCUUACGACAGAAGGAGCUUUUGGAAUCGCGCCUGGCGAAAACGCAAGCGCUUAGCUCCCGGCUGGCGACGUCACUGGCCGGCUGUGAUCUCUACGGCAAGGUCUGUGAGGAGCUGGUGGACUCGGAGGAGCUGGAGCUGAGUCACUGGGAGGAAAGCAGCACCAGCUCGGAGCCUGUAGAUAGGAGUCGACCAGAAUCGGGCAGCGAAACGCUUGGCUCGCUUAUGCAUGUACUGCAGAACGCCUCACCGGAGGAGCGACGUAAAGCUGUCGCAGACAUCUCCCAAGAACGCUUCAUGCAGCUUAUCAGCAGCAUGCCGGAGGACGACGAAGUUGACCUACAAGGUGGGGUGAGUUUUGUCGAUGACCUGGACGGCACCUGGAUCGAUCAAGACACUGUGGACAUGACAGAAAGCCAUCCGUCCCGGCUGCGACGUCAGAGCGCUGCCGCGCCGGAUGCAUGCUCGGCGCUGUGUCUUUCCUCCUGCAACAAGCCCAGUGAGCCCAGAAACACGAAGCCACUUGGCCAGUUGCAAGUGGACGGAGAGCUUCCAGCGCCUGAAUUCGCACACGUGCUCUUGCGAUUGCCUCCAAGGAGCCGUGCACACAAUGCUGCGGCAGAGCUUUCGAGUGCGUGGGAGAGAUGUUUGGGUAAGCCUCACCGUGAACAAGGAGUUGUGAGCUUGAAAGACUCUGGAGUUGAUGGCGAGGCCAUUUCGGCGUGGCUGGGUGGUGAAACCUCCAGUACAAUGUGCUGUGCUAGGAUACUGGAAUCUACCGUGCGAGGCAAUUACUGUUCGGCUCCGGCGCAGAAGGAAAUGAGCCGAACUGUGGAACUGUAUGGCCGUGGUGCAACUGGAGGUGCAGGCUGCCUGGGUGGCUGUUUGGGUGCCCUCGUCGGCGGCCUGGCAGGUCUGUGCUUGCCAGAGGAUGCGAUAGCAGGCGAGCUUAUGAGUGAGAUGUUGCCAAGUCAAGGACUUCCACAGGAACCUGCUCAGGCAGUGGCCAGCGCGGCCAAGGUCCUGGCAGCCGAUGGAUUUGACACAGAGGCUGUCAACUUUGAAUUCCGACGACAGUGUCUACAGGCACAUCCGCAGCGAAGACUCGGAGGCUUAUCCCAUUUCCUCCAGGUCCACUGUGACCUGGAGGUGUUGCGACAGACUGCGAAGCUGCUUCAAAGUCGUGCCGGUACUCCUGAUGAUCGUGAAGGUGCAGGGGCAACGGCCGCCAAAGCCGCGGCACUGGCACAGGCAGAGUUGCAUCGGACGGACUCCCAAGCGGUGGAGGCUUCGGCCUUGUUGUCGCCGAGCGAGCUUGAGGAGCAGAACGACCAGAUGAGUCGCUACCUCCUGGACCUGUCUUGGCAGAAGGACGCUAUGAAGGCAAUGCUGGAGCACUUGCAGAAUCACGAGGCUUAUGCAGUUCUUGGCGUCACACCUGACAUCUCUGACGGGGACCUCGCGAAAGCCUACAAGGCUGCAGCCAUGCGCCUGCAUCCAGACAAAGGGGGUAAUGCCGAGCAGUUCAAGGACGGAUGUGACAUGGUAGAACGCGGUUCUAGGCUGCCUGUCUGA